AUGCCGCCAGCUGCAUCGUCUACAAAGAAGUCACCGUCGUUGAAGCAGUUGACUACAAGGUUGAAAGAUACGCAGGCUUCGCUGCUUGAUAUCUGGAAUUUUAUCAAGGAUUUUAAGGAAGAUUCAACGGUAUCCCAGGUGAAUGUGCGACUGGAGAAGUUAGAUGAGUUAUGGGAGAAAUUUAGUGAGACGUUGGUGGAGAUCAAAUCCCAUGACGAUUUCACUGCGGAGGAGGAGGCAUAUGGCAAGGAAAGGCGAGAGUUCAACAACCGGUAUUAUGAAGCCAAAUCCUUUCUGAUGGACAAGGUUAAGGAGAGGGAAGAGUGCCCAUCAUUGGAACAGUCUACGCGAGGAUUUGAUACAUCGGUGCAUGGUGCGUUGGACCACGUGCGCCUGCCUCAAAUAAGGCUGCAGAGUUUUAAUGGGGACAUCGAUGAUUGGUUGAGCUUUCGAGAUCUAUUCACCUCCCUCAUUCAUUGGAAGGCCGAUCUUCCGGAGGUGGAGAAGUUCCACUAUUUAAAAGGAUGUCUUCAAGGGGAGCCUAAGAACUUGAUCGACCCUUUGAAGAUAACCAAGGCGAACUACCAAGUAGCAUGGGAAAUGCUGCUCAAACGCUACAAUAACAGCAAACAGCUGAAAAAGCGGCAAGUUCAAUCGUUGUUAGCGUUACCUACGCUCUCCAAGGAAUCCGUCGGAGAAUUACAUGCACUUUUGGAAGGUUUCGAGCGUGUUGUACAAACACUUGACCAGGUGAUCCAGCCAGCUGACUACAAGGACCUUUUGCUGGUAAACAUCCUUACAGCACGUCUCGAUCCGGUGACUCGAAGAGGAUGGGAGGAGUUUUCGGCGGCUAAUGAGCAGGAUAUCUUAGCAGACCUUACCGACUUUCUUCAUCGACGCGUUCGUGUUUUGGAGUCGCUUCCAUCAAAGCCCAUGGACACUAGGGGUGUCCAGCAGCCUAAUCAACUUCCAAAACCGAAGCCGCCGCAAUUACGUGUCAGUUCCAAUACAGCUCAAACGUCUGUGGGACGCUGUGCGGCCUGCUCAUCCAAUCAUCCGCUCUUCCAGUGUAGUACGUUCCAACGAUUGUCGGUGUCAGAUAGAGACGCCAUAUUGAAGACUCACUCUCUUUGUCGGAACUGUUUCCGGACAGGCCAUCAAGCCAAGGAUUGCCAAUCGAAGUACUCGUGCCGGAACUGUAAGGGACGUCAUCAUACCUUGGUCUGCUUCAAAUCAGGAAGAGAAAGGGAUACGAAUGGGUCAACGGACAAUUCGUCAUCCAGUAAGGAACCGUCUAUUUCAACUUCCUCCCAAGUGGCUAACAUGGCAGCCACCAACAUUUCAACAUGUAAUGCUGCGCACGGAUCUUCCUCCCAGGUCCUACUGGCUACUGCGGUCGUCAUGGUGGAAGACGAUGAAGGCAACCAGUAUCCAGCACGUGCUCUUUUAGACUCGGGGUCUGAGAGCAACUUUAUCACGGAACGAUUGUGUCAGCGUUUGAAGGUGACUCGAGAUAAGGUGGACAUCUCGGUUCUUGGCAUUGGUCAAGCGGCAACAAGGGUCAAGCACAGGAUUCGAGCUAUGGUACGUUCGCGGAUUUCCAAGUUCUCGCGAGAUUUGGGAUUUUUGGUACUCCCCAAGGUUACGGUUAACCUUCCCACAUCAACAAUCAAAAUUGAUGCAUGGUCAAUUCCAAAUGGGAUCGAACUGGCCGAUCCCACCUUUUUCGAAUCCAAAGGGGUGGAUAUGGUUCUCGGAAUCGAGAACUUCUUCGAUUUCUUCGAGACUGGAAGGCGGAUCUCGCUGGGAGAACAGCAACCAACACUAAAUCACUCAGUGUUCGGUUGGGUUGUUUGCGGUGGUGUGUUUAGUACGCGGGAUUCACUUCACAUUAACUGCAACGUAGCUUCAACUGAAGGUUUAGACGCAUUGAUGGAACGCUUUUGGGCCAGCGAGGAUAUCGGAUCCAGCAAGGCUUAUUCCCUGGAGGAAAAUCGUUGUGAGGAGCUGUUUCAGCAAACCGUUCGGCGCGAAGAAGAUGGUCGGUACACAGUCGCACUUCCCAAAAAUGAAGACGUCCUUCUCCGGCUAGGCGAGUCAAGGGACAUCGCCUUCCGACGCCUUCAGGGAACGGAACGCAGGUUGGCAAGGGAUGCCAAGUUGCGUGAGCAGUAUAACGCUUUUAUGGAGGAAUAUCUUCGGUUGGGCCACAUGCGGAAGGUCGAGCAAGCUACUCUAAGCUCGGUGCAACGGUGCUAUCUUCCGCACCAUCCGGUGGUAAAAGAGGCAAGUACCACCACCAAGGUGCGAGUAGUCUUCGAUGCCUCCUGUAAAACUUCUUCAGGGGUGUCGUUGAAUGAUGUGUUGCUGGUUGGGCCAGUAAUACAAGACGACUUACGGUCCAUAGUCCUGCGGUGUCGAACUCGACAAAUAAUGCUGGUUUCCGAUGUUGAGAAAAUGUUCCGCCAGAUCAACCUCAGUCCGGAAGAUAGACCGCUUCAGUGCAUCUUAUGGCGUGCAGCUCCAGGAGAGGAGGUUGAGGUUUACGAGUUGAAUACCGUCACGUAUGGAACCAAGCCAGCGCCGUUUCUAGCCACCAGAACGCUGAAACAGUUGGCAACGGAGGAGGAAGGACGAUUUCCACUUGCAGCAAGGGCUGCUAACGAGGAUACGUACAUGGACGAUGUCAUCACAGGAUCAGACGACGUUGAAACGGCGCUGGAAAUGCGAUUUCAACUGGACAAGAUGAUGUCGAGGGGAGGUUUCAAACUAAGAAAAUGGGCUUCCAAUUCCUCCAAGGUGCUGGACGAUAUCUCACCCGAAGAUUUGGCGAUUAGAGAUUCCGAGGAGGUUUCUCUGGAUCCGACGGCUUCCGUAAAAACUCUAGGCCUAACAUGGCUGCCAAAACCCGAUGUACUAAGGUUCCAAUUCAACAUUCCGGAGUUGGAAGAGGAUUCCAAGCUUUCGAAGCGUCAGAUCUUGUCAGUUAUUGCUACAUUAUUUGACCCAUUGGGGUUGCUAGGAGCAGCUAUCACUACGGCAAAAAUAUUUAUGCAGCGUCUGUGGACACUUCAAGAUGAAAAUGGUGGAAAACUGGAAUGGGAUCAGCCACUACCUUCCAUGGUGGGUGAGGUUUGGAAGAAGUACCAUGCUCAACUACCGUUAUUCAACACGAUUAGUAUCGAACGCUGCGUGAUCAUACCAGGAGCAAUAUCGGUUGAAAUACACUGCUUUUCUGACGCUUCAGAGAAGGCUUUUGGAGCAUGCCUGUAUCUGCGGAGCCAGAACUCAAGGAAAGAAGUUUUGGUACGACUUCUCACCUCAAAAUCGAAGGUUUCCCCGCUCAAAUGCCAAACUAUCCCACGGCUAGAGCUUUGCGGUGCACUCUUAGCAGCUCAGCUUUACGAAAAGGUCCAAGAUUCAAUCAAAAUGAAGCUAAAAAGCUACUUCUGGACGGAUUCCACGUGUGUACUACGUUGGCUUCGAGCCACUCCAACAACAUGGGUCACCUACGUUGCCAAUCGUGUGGCAAAAAUACAAACCAUCACCGAAGGAUGCUUCUGGGGACACGUGCCUGGAGUCGAAAAUCCAGCAGACCUAAUUUCCAGGGGAAUAUCACCAGAAGACAUCUUGGAAAAUAGUUUCUGGUGGAAUGGACCGAAUUGGUUGAAAGCGGACCCGACGAGAUAUCCAAAACAACCGGAGAACUCAGCCGAAAUCGGAGAAGAAGAAAGACGACACACUAUCGUGGCGAAUUCUGCUACAUCACUGGCCGCGUUCAACGAGGACUACUUUAAACGGUUUGCAUCUUACACCGACGUGAUUCGCCGGACUGCGUAUUGGCUGCGGUUGAUUAAGCUUCUUCGUAAACCCAGGCACGAGCGAAGGGAUGGUUCCUUCCUCUCUACCGCUGAACUUCGAGAAGCAGAAUACACGCUAAUCAGACUAGUACAAGAGGAAAUGUUCGCCGAAGAGUGGAAGGCGUUGCGGAAAGGCCAGCAUAUGCCAGCAAAAUCUCCGUUACGAUGGUAUAACCCAUAUUUAUCCAAGGACGGAAUUAUCAGAGUAGGUGGUCGAAUCAGCAAAUCUGAAGAAGCUGACGAUGCCAAACAUCCAAUUCCUUUACCCGCUCGUCAUGUUUUCACUCGUAUGCUAUUGAAGCAUUACCACGAGCGCCUUCUACACGCAGGUCCACAACUUCUAUUGGGUACGGUAAGGUUGCGUUAUUGGCCUUUAGGAGGGAGAGAUGUCGUUAGACAGAUCGUCCACAAAUGUCUACGAUGUUUUCGUGCUAAGCCAACCAGAAUUCAGCAACUCAUGGGGGAGCUGCCAGCAUCCAGAGUUACAGUAUCACGUCCAUUCUCCCGAGCUGGCGUCGAUUAUUUCGGUCCAGUUUAUCUUCGACCAGCACCGCGACGGCCCGCUGUGAAAGCCUAUGUCGCGCUUUUCAUUUGCCUGUGUACCAAGGCCGUUCAUCUAGAGCUUGUUUCGGAUUUGUCGACUGAUCGGUUCCUUCAAGCUCUACGUCGAUUUGUCGCGAGACGAGGGAAAUGUACUGACAUAUUUUCGGAUAACGGCACUAACUUCGUCGGGGCUAGGAAUAAACUGCGAGAGUUCCUUAUGCUAUUAAAGGACAAAACCCAUCGAGAAGCGGUGUCUACGGCUUGUGCUACAGAAGGCAUUCAAUGGCAUUUUUCACCACCUAGCGCCCCACAUUUCGGAGGCAUCUGGGAGGCAGCAGUUCGAUCUGCUAAAAAACACCUACUGAAGGUCAUCGGAGAAAAUCCGGUAUCACCGGAAGAUUUUACAACACUACUCGUGCAGGUGGAAGGAUGCCUCAAUUCCCGACCGCUAACGUCCAUGUCAGAAGAUCCCAAUGAUCUAGAACCGUUGACGCCAUCGCACUUCCUUGUCGGAGCCUCGCUUCAAGCCCUUCCUGAACCCAAUCUUGAAAAUGUUCAGCUCAACCGUCUGAAUAAAUGGCAGUUAAUGCAACGUAAGCUUCAAGAUUUUUGGCGCAGAUGGCGCCGGGAAUAUCUGUGCCAACUCCAAGCUAGGACCAAACGCUGGAAACCACCAGUUCAAAUCGAGGUGGGCAAGCUGGUCGUGAUCCAAGACGACAAUCUGCCUCCAAUGCGAUGGAGAAUGGGAAGGAUACACAAACUCCAUCCUGGCGAUGAUCAGGUAGUACGCGUCGUUACCGUCAAAACAGCUGGUGGAAUGCUAACACGUCCUAUAGAAAAAUUAUGCAUUCUACCGCUACCAGACUCCGAUGAUGACGUCGAAGCAGAGGACAACCCAUCCAACAGUCUGGUGUAA
Molecule: messenger RNA, 5319 nt
Organism: Topomyia yanbarensis
Lineage: Eukaryota; Metazoa; Arthropoda; Insecta; Diptera; Culicidae
Exons: 1
Coding region: 1-5319 (1772 amino acids)
Biological process (GO): DNA integration
Molecular function (GO): nucleic acid binding; zinc ion binding
Source: RefSeq, a predicted model, not a curated record